UACGAUGAGAUUGAGAAUUAACAUUUCUCUCUUUCUUCUUGGUGCAGUAAUCUCACAGCACAAGAUGUCUGCCCCUUCAAAGGAGGUGUGUGGAAUGAAUGAAGGAAAAAGAGGUGGUGGUGACGAUGGUGUUGGAGUUGGAAUUGGGUGUUCUCUCUCAGGGAAUAAGGAUUUCUUUGAUGUUAUUCUGUCAAAGACAAAUGUCACCUCCCCUCAUCAUCUGCGUCCACAAAAGCACAUUCUUCCCAAACUUCCUGGUGUGACGGUGCCUUUGGUUCUGAGGCACGGUGAUAAGCAAUGGCAGAUGAUGUAUCUUGGAGGCGACAAGCGGCCGAGGUUUGAGAGUGGUGUUUGGAAAAGAUUCGUGAAUGAUAACAAUCUGAAAGAGGGAGAUGCUUGCGUCUUUGAGGUGAUGGAGUCGAGCGCUCAGAUUCUCAGACUCGACGUUGUCAUCAUCAGGAACACCAUGGAUCUGCCGCCUGCGCUGCUGUCCAAGAUUCAAUCCCGGGGCAAGACACCGGAGACAGCUAUCGAGCUUUAACUCUGGUAUUUUCACCAUUAGAUUGUAGUCUACUCUGUUUUCAACUCUGCUUACUUAAGUUAUGGAACGACUGUUACUUAGAUUAAUAUGUCAUGUGCCUUGUGGAAGGUGGAUUUAAUGUGCAUGUAUCAUCAUUGGUAACUAAUAAUAGAGAUGCCCAUCGGAUAAACUCAUCGAGA
Salvia hispanica is the source of this 720-nucleotide messenger RNA. RefSeq names its product B3 domain-containing protein Os04g0386900-like. The record is from RefSeq and is a predicted model, not a curated record. Gene Ontology annotation, molecular function: DNA binding. Lineage: Eukaryota; Viridiplantae; Streptophyta; Magnoliopsida; Lamiales; Lamiaceae.